Molecule: messenger RNA, 3965 nt
Organism: Thamnophis elegans (Western terrestrial garter snake)
Lineage: Eukaryota; Metazoa; Chordata; Lepidosauria; Squamata; Natricidae
Gene: SETD5
Product: SET domain containing 5
Molecular function (GO): protein binding
Source: RefSeq, a predicted model, not a curated record
AUAAUUAUGGAGCUCCUCCUCCUCCGACCCCUCCUGCAUUCUUCCCCCCUGUCCAGACCAUCAUCCCACGUGCAGAACUGAAUGGGCUGCACUGCUCAUGAUUGAGGAGAAUUCUGGUGACACAGAGAGCUCUUCAGAGGCAGAAUCUAUUCCUAGCUGGUGUCACUGCAGUCUCUCCCAAGAUGGCUUCCUCAUCAAGUGUGAAAAAUGCAGGGGAAUUGGCAGGGGGAAAGUAAUCAGAUUUCGUCGUAGGAAGCAAGACAACGUGUCAGGUGGAGAUAGCAGUGCAACAGAGAGCUGGGGAGAGCUCUCUCCCUCCACAGUGUUGUAUACUGACCAACACACUCCUACGAGCAUCACUCUGACAGUCAAUCGAGUCUGUAGAACCAACCCUAAAAAGAGACAAAAGGAAUACAGAAGAGCUCGUACAGCACCAAAAGCUAAAAAAAUCAAGGCUUUUAGAGAAGGUUCACGGAAAUCUUUGCGGAUGAAGAAUUCUCCUUCAGAAGCCCACGCCCUGGAUGAGAAUACCACAGAGGGGUGGGAAAACCGCAUUAGACUCUGGACCGAUCAGUAUGAAGAAGCCUUCACAAACCAAUACAGCGCCGAUGUGCAAAAUCUCCUAGAGCAUCAUCUAAAUGCUAAUAAAGAAUUUGCGGGCAAGGCGGCUGUGCUGGACACAAUCAAUAAGACUGAACUUGCCUUUAACAAUACGGUUAUCGGAUCCCAAAUGCAGCUUCAGCUGGGGAGAGUCACGAGGGUUCAGAAGCACCGAAAGCUUUUGAGGGCCGCGAGAGAUUUGGCUGCUGAUACCCUUAUAAUUGAAUAUCGUGGGAAGGUGAUGCUAAGACAGCAGUUCGAGGUCAAUGGUCAUUUCUUCAAAAAGCCGUAUCCCUUUGUGCUAUUUUACUCCAAAUUUAAUAGUGUUGAGAUGUGUGUGGAUGCCCGCACUUUUGGAAAUGGCAGAUUCAUCAGGCGUUCCUGUACACCAAACGCAGAGGUUCGUCAUGUGAUUUGCAGAUGGGAUGAUUUCCACCUGUGCAUAUAUGCGGUUGCUUCCAUUGCCAAAGAUGCAGAGGUCACCAUUGCCUUUGAUUAUGAGUAUAAUAUCUGCAAUUAUAAAGUGGAUUGUGCCUGCCACAAAGGAAACCGGAAUUGUCCUGUGCAAAAGCGGAGCCUGAACCCCAUAGAACAACUACCUCCACCUGUUCUAGACACUCUGAUUGGAGCAGAAACUAGGCGCCGGAAAGCCCGGCGUAAGGAACUAGAGCAGCAGGGUGCAGCCUCAGAUGAGAACAGCAAUCCCCAAACCGAGGAAGUCUCUGAGGGUCCCGCUGCAGUGAGCGAUAAUGAGGCUGCAGAUAAGGAAGAGAAGCCAGAAGAGGAGAAGGAAACUGCUGCCGAUGAUCUGGGAGGUCAGGGCAGACGGACCCGAGAAGAUAGAAAGGUGGAAGCUAUCAUGCAUGUAUUUGAGAAUCUGGAAAAGAGAAAGAGGAGAGAUCUGCCAUCAUCAGACAGGAGCAGCACAGAUGCAGAGAUAGUGGUUACUGCAGAGACCCCAGAACCAGAAGAAGCAAAACCUGUGCCAAAUGAAAAUGAAGAGAACAGUUUGGCUUUAAAUGUACCGGUGGCAAGUGCUCCGACCUGUGUCAGCAGCGUUGGGGUGAACACCCGGAGAUCUUCACAGGCUGGGGAGACAAGUACAGAUAAACCAGUCCCUAAACCGGCACCACCAAAAACACCACGGCCCAGGCCUAAAAGCCGUUUCUCGCGUUAUCGGAGCAGCUCAGCACAGAGACUAAGGCGGCAAAAACAAGCUGCCAGUGCCCAGCAAUCUGAACUCUCUCAAACUGCCCCUGAGGAAGGAAGUGGUACCAGCACAGCAGUGGCAGCGGAAGUGAGCAGGGUAGAGGGCCCAGGAGAGGGGAGGCCACAGGUGGUGAACUCUGAUCCAGUUGUGACAGCUGCUGCAGGAUCCCAGGCCAACCGGGCAGCACCCAAAUACCCUAAAACAAAAAAGUAUCUGGUUACAGAGUGGCUGAAUGACAAAGCAGAGAAACAGGAGUGCCCCAUUGAGUGCCCUUUACGUAUCACCACUGACCCAACUGUGCUGGCUACCACCCUGAACAUGCUGCCAGGGCUUGUUCACUCCCCACUCAUUUGUACCACCCCUAAACAUUAUAUCCGUUUUGGCUCUCCCUUCAACCCAGAAAGGCGAAGGCAGCCAUUUCAACUGGACGGAAAUUACAGCUCUUGUAAAAAGCGUUGGAUGAAGCAGGCUCUAGAAGAAGGAAUGACUCAGAUCACUGCUUCCCAGGAGAACAAAACCCAGUGUCUAUACCAAAGCAACGAGAGUAGUAACGUUUCUGGCAUUUGCACAGAAAAUACAGAUGUAUUGAGCCCUCUGAAGAAGUGGAAGUCUCGCUAUCUGAUGGAGCAGAGCGUUACUAAAUUAUUGCGGCCCCUGUCUCCUGUCACCCCUCCGCUUCCUGACUCCCUGGUUCCAGAUUCGCUGAGCCCACACCUCACCACGUCCUCCUCAUCUGUGCCGGGAGAAGAGGAAAGUCGCAAUGGCUGCGGUGUGAUCUUCUCCCCGAUUCCCUCCUUGGCAGCUAGUCGCUGCAAUACUCCACUACAGUUUGAGAACGUAUCCUCCCAGAGUACCCCUGCUCAUAGGCAGUCCCUGUCGCCCGAGCUCUGCCUCAGGACAGACCUGGACACACCCAAGGCAGCAUUCCUGGACGCUGGUGCUAACAACUGCCUAGAGAGACCUUCAUUACUCACCACGGGGCAUUCUGAGCCAGCCUCCCUGCCCUCAGAAACCAGCUUCCUGGGAAAGAGCAUGGAAACCCAGACUUUGCUCAGAAACUCUGACCAAGCUUUUCGGACAGAGUUUAAUUUAAUGUAUGCCUUUUCCCCUUUGAACGCGAUGCCCCGGGCCGAUGGAUUAUUAAGAGAGUCUCCCCAGAUGGCCGAUGGGAAGCUUCUGAAUCCAGAUAUGGGCAGCUGCAGUUCUCCUGCAGAGGGAUACUUUGGCAGACACGAGCAGGUGAUGCUUAAGGAAGCCGUACAUGGCUCAGCGGCCCAUUGUGAAGGAGUCAAAUCUGCUCCCCAGAACCCUCCGCAGAGAAAAAAGGUAUCUCUGCUGGAGUACCGCAAACGAAAGCAAGAGGCCAAGGAGGGAGGGGAUCCUGCCAGAUGCACAGUGACAUCUAAUCGACUAAGUAGCAGCAGCUCUGGGCCAGAAGUGGACGUUGGUGCUGUGCCAAGCUCCGGGAGUCACACCCUAUCGUCUCCACAACAUGGCUUCUCCCCCUCACACUCCUCCCUGUCUCAUCUAGAGGAAGUGAGCCCCCCAGAGCCGAGAGCAACUAGUCACUGCAAAUCGCACGAGAGCAUCAGCAGUAGGUGGUAAGUGACUGCUUGUUAUUACCCAGUCUUUAGAAGAAAACCUAUGCAAUUCACGUCCUCCACCUAGAAAUCCCUCCGUGUAAUGCAGCAGGAUAAUCUUGCCCAUUGUAGCUGACAUUAUUGCCAAGUGAUAUCUCUAGGACGCUAAUGCUAUAUUAUUGUAGUCUGAGGAAGAAUCCCUCAAUGCUAAGCAUUUCUUAUAGGCAGCACAAGGCCAUAUUGGCUUUCCAGUAACUAAUGCGUCACUCUGUGGAAAUUCUACAGCAGGGAUGCGACUAAUGGGGUUCCUGGCAAGAACCAGCCUUCCUGCUCCUCUUCCCCUCACAAGGAGAGUUGCCCUAUAGAACCAGAGUGGCUAUUGAGCACGUGCACGUGUGUGUGUGUGGAAUUCUGUGGCUGGGAACCAGCCUUUACAACCUAUCUAAACCAGAAAACUACAAGUAGAGGUGAAAGGGCUAGGCAGAAUAUCUUCCCCCUUGUAAACUGCCUCACUGAGGGCAAACGUUGCUCAGAACUUGGCUGUGAUAAGUUUACGAGGUACCCAUAUACCCAUU